This is a messenger RNA of Gasterosteus aculeatus aculeatus (three-spined stickleback), 2482 nucleotides long. It is a transcript of the gene lrrc56, whose product is annotated as leucine rich repeat containing 56. NCBI's taxonomy places the organism in Eukaryota, Metazoa, Chordata, Actinopteri, Perciformes, Gasterosteidae. Gene Ontology annotation, molecular function: protein binding. The record is from RefSeq and is a predicted model, not a curated record.
UCAGAUAAAUCUUUAUGAUUAUAAUUACAAUUUUGAUGGCUUACAUUUCGAAAAGCAGAGCUCGCAUUUGACGGUUUGAAGGUAGCACGACACCAGGGAGGGCGGCUUAAGUUUAUUGUUGCAGAAACAUACACCGAGGCUGAAAAUGUACUCUUUGAUCGUAGUAGCAGUUAUAGACUUGAACAAACGUAUAGAGAUAUAUAGGACAUUCAUUAGCGAAGCGUUUGCUUCAAGAGUUUCACUUUCACACGUGGACUACAUAUCCCAGGGUGCCACUCACUGCGGUAUCCAGGAAGUCUGCUGUGGUUGCCAAGCAAACUUCUCCUCGUAAGCGAAUUGCUCUCUCUGUGAAAAGUGCAGAUGCUUUUGGUCAGGCAUCAGUGAGAAAUGAGUUGCUGCCAUGUGCCUGUGCCCCGGGAGGUCCGGCCCGGCACGGCACGGGUCCUGGUGACUGAGCCGAGUGGAUCGGGCCACAUCAACCCGACUCCUGCUCCGAAACCACGAGAGGACUAUGAAACUGCAACGGGGCUUUACCUCUCUAAGGAGAAGUUGGAAUCAGUGUGUGGAACUCGGGAUCUCUCUAAUGUGACCUCGCUGGAGAUCCGCGUAGACACACAAGAAAACACCCUGGGUAACUUUGGUGCCUACUUGCCCAGGCUAUUGAAGCUCAAAAUGAACAACAGCAACAUAAUGUCAGUGAGAGACCUGGGAACCACCCUCUCCCACCUGCAGGUGCUGUGGAUGUCUCGCUGCUCCCUACAAGACCUCACUGGCAUUUGUGCUUUCACUUCCCUCAAGGAGUUGUACGUGGCCUAUAACAACGUGUCGGACCUGAGUCAGCUGGGCAUGCUCGAGAACCUGCAGCUGUUGGAUCUGGAAGGGAAUAAUGUGGAUGACAUUGUCCAGAUUCAGUAUCUGGGGCUAUGUGGCAAACUUCAGACACUGUCCCUGGAAGGAAACCCUGUGUGUGCGCACCCAAACCCCACUGCCAUCCAGACGGCAGACUAUAGUUAUCGGGCCGCAGUGAGGGAGUUGGUCCCUCAGCUGCGUUACCUAGACGAUCUAAGGGUGGAGGAGGACGGCCUGAGCUCCCACAGCACCAUGGGAGAGGACUGGGCCAUUCUCCGAGACUGCAUCAGAGACGGCAGCUCCUCCCAGGCAGCUGCUGAAUACGAGGACACAGCAGACCGUGGAUAUCCUUACAGCCGCCCGGCCUCAGCCCGGCGCCCCGCAUACAACGUAUGCUCUGGACCCAAGACAGCCACCAGGCCUGGAGUUCUCUCUGGUUCCAGACCUGGUUCUGCAGAUUCAGAUCUGGCGACAGUGGAAGCAGAAGCCAGCGUCCUUACACAUGGGGCUGGCAAGAUUCUCUUCUGCGGAAACCCGGUCCAGGCGGUUCGGGCCAGGCGUGAAAAGCUGAGGACGGCACCUACCAGAUCUACUUUCACCCACCGUGACCUUCCCAUCCACGUACCUGAGCACACGUACGACCUUGAGGAGACCGAUGUCAGAGAACGCAUCGAUGUCUUUGCCGAGCUUAGAGCUUGGAGGGAGCAGCAUGGCAGGCGUCUCCAGGCCAUAAAGACAGAAAGAUUACCACAGGUCCUGGCUAUUUGUUACAGUGAUGAAGAAGAGGGGGGAGAUGACAACAAAGGAAAACAUGAAGCGGAGAUGCGCAGAGACAGACGAGACGCUGCCUCACCAGAUUCCCCUUCGCAGUUUCUUUCCCCAGGCCUGCAUCCCAGAGAAGCCUUCUCCUCAGAGGCGGCUGGACCCUCCCUGUCACCUGGCACCACGCUGUCCCCCUCUCCCCCUCCCAGUGCCGCACCGGCAACUGGAGACAGGAAGCCGACUGGGCUCCGUGCACGCCGGCUUCGACUCAGCCAGACCAACUCAGAACAUACUGAUUUCAGCAGAGCAGGGCGCUGCCCGGGGGCAGAGACGACGCCUGGAGACACACACCCGAAACUCCAGGGGAUCCAGCAGUUGACAAAGACAAACAAGCCUCUUUCGCUCCAGCCUGCAUACACACCCCGCCCACCUCCAACGAGGGCCCCCGGUCAAAGGCUCAUGGGUUCAUGUGCAGAGAUGGACUCAUCCAGUAAACAAGCUGGCAGAGGGCGUCUUAAAAUCACGCAAAUGUCCAAACUUCUGGACCGACCAGCGAUCUCUCGUCCUCACACAGCCAGGGCCGCUCUACAGAAACACCACCAGCACCUCACAAACCAGCCCUGCACAGGGAGCCCACACCUAGACUGACAACCUGGGGGUGCAGGGGCACAGACUGUCUGGCUAAGGAUCCGUACAAUUAGUGUGACAUUCCUUCAAGAACAAGAGUGACAGCAUGAAGGUCAACACGAGCGUUCCUCUUACCUCAAGGACGUGCUUCGUGCUGACGUUGUCCCUCUAACUCGACUGAGUUGCUGGUUUACUGGUGGCUCCUUUAGCUAGAUGAAAAAUAAAGAAGACGUGACUAAUACCA